Messenger RNA from Maylandia zebra (zebra mbuna), 1192 nucleotides. RefSeq names its product cytochrome P450 2G1. Lineage: Eukaryota; Metazoa; Chordata; Actinopteri; Cichliformes; Cichlidae. The record is from RefSeq and is a predicted model, not a curated record. Gene Ontology annotation, cellular component: cytoplasm; intracellular membrane-bounded organelle. Gene Ontology annotation, molecular function: heme binding; oxidoreductase activity, acting on paired donors, with incorporation or reduction of molecular oxygen, reduced flavin or flavoprotein as one donor, and incorporation of one atom of oxygen; iron ion binding. Gene Ontology annotation, biological process: xenobiotic metabolic process.
UGGAGUUUUCUGCCACAGUGAUCUUGGCAGGGCUAAUCUUAGCUCUGCUGUGGCUGUUUAGUGUAAAAAGAAGGAAGUAUCGCCUGCCUCCAGGACCUCCAGGAUUUUUCAUAUUGUUAAAUUGUUCAGUAACUUAAGAAUAAACAAGGGCACACUCCCCAAAAGUGGAUUCUGUUCAUCUGGACGUAGCGUUUUGUGGGAGAAACGUUUCGUCACUCAUCCAAGUGACUUCUUCAGUCUCAAGAGCACACUCCAUUACUGUCUGGAUUUUUAUUUUAGCUGCGUGCUGACGUUGCAUGAAUACAAAAAAGGUUUUUUUCUUCUUAGCUUUGUCUUAGUUCAGUGAAACCUAUGGUCCUGUGAUGACACUGUACAUGGGCUGGCAGCGGACAGUGGUUCUGGUGGGGUAUGAUGCUGUGAAAGAAGCCUUGGUGGAUCAGGCAGAUGACUUCACAGGCAGAAUGCCCGUACCAUUUCUGUUCAAAGCUACCAAUGGUUAUGGUUUAGCAAUCAGUAAUGGGAAGCGCUGGCGCCAGCUGCGACGCUUCACACUCACAACCCUGAGAGACUUUGGGAUGGGACGCAAGGGGAUGGAAGAAUGGAUCCAAGAAGUCAGCGAACACUUGAGGGUUCACAUACGUACAUUUAAAGGUAAACCAUUUGACCCCCAAUUUGUGUUAAGCAGCACCAUUUCUAAUGUGAUCUGCUGCCUGGUUUUUGGGGAACGCUUCAGUUUUGAAGACAAGCAGUUCCUGCACCUUCUGACCAUCAUGCCUAAGGUCACAAGGUUUAACAGUAGUCCUCUUGGUCAGAUGUACAACAUCUUUCCCUGGAUCAUGGACCAUCUUCCUGGCUACCACCAAACUAUUUUUGGACAUGUAAAGGAGGCCAGAGAUUUUAUCAAGAGGGAAAUCCAAGAGCACAAAGAGACCCUGGACCCCAGCUCCCACAGAGGCUACACUGACUGCUUCCUCAUCAGAAUUAAUCAGGAAAAGGACAAUCCCUCAAGUGAGUUCAACUACGACAACUUGGUUUCUACUGUAUUGAAUCUGUUUGUUGCUGGAACAGAGACCACCAGCUACACCCUGAGCUCUCACUGUGCUGAUUAAACACCCCAAAAUACAGGGUAGGAAUACACAAAAAAUAUUACCAACUUGUAGUGUUGGGAAGGUUACUUUUAAAAUAUAUUCCA